AUGGCUGCUAUUAUCAAUGCUCUAUUCGGUACUUAUCCUGACUCAGAACAACAAAAUACGACAGAAACUGUCGCACAACAUAGUGCUACUAGUAGUGAAUGUCUUCAUACAUCAGUUGCUUCUGAUGAUGUUCAAAUAAAAUCAGUUAUAUCAUCUGAAACACAAGCAAAUGCAUCAAUUAACAUGAAAUUAAAUACUGAAGCAUUAUUAACAAAAUUAAAUGCUGCUUAUGCACACAUUGAUGAAUAUUCUCACAGUCGUACUGCUGAAAUUAAUGAACAAGUUAAAAAAUCAAUUAUUGGUGUACUUGAAAAUACUCAACAUCAACAAGAAGAAUUAUUAACUAAUGCAAAUCGUCGUCAUUUAGUAAUUGAUAAUGAAUAUAAAAUUCAGUUACAAAAAGCUAUUGAAGCAUUAGAUGCUGUUAAAGCUAAAUCACUCGCUGAUUUAGAACGUGAUUUACAAGCAAAACAACAAUCAAUUAUGGAUGAUGCAAAAAAACAAAUUGAUCUAGUCAAUGAUCAAGCUAAUUUAGCUAAAUUAACUGUUCUAGUUGAAGCACAAGAACAAGCUAAACAAAAUAUCGAUAAUCUCACUAAUCAAGUUGCAAUAACAGGUCAACACGAAACAGAAAAUAUAUUGCAAUCAACAACUACUACAGUUAUUACAUCUCAAGCACAUGCAACAGAAACAGUCGUUACUACACCAGUUACACCUAUUGCUGAUAAUCAAUUACAAGUAGCAAUUAGAAGUCCAGGAGAAUUAGUACUUGUUCCAACAGCAGCAAGUACAACUACGGUUGAUAUAGUUCCAACGCAUCAAACACAUUCACCAAACGAUCGUGAUAAUAAUAAUACAACAAACGAUUCACAUAAAUCAUCUCAAGAAUCAUUACAUUUAUCAUCAAUGCAAUCAUUAACUGUAAAUGAUGAUACAAAUCCACCACCAUCAACAACAACAACAUCAAAAACUUCACAAUCAUUAUUUGCGAAAUUAACUGAUGCGAAGAAAACUUUAUUUGGUCGUACAACUGCUCCUGAUCCAUCAUUUUCAUCAGCUACACAAAAUAAAGCUUUAUUAACUUAUAUUCUCUCUGAACCUCAACCACAAUUAGAUAUUAUACAAGAAUUUGAACGUAAUGGUGCACAAUUAAAUUGUAUUACUGAAGAAGGAAAUACUGUAUUACAUUUACUUGCACGUGCUGAAAUACAUUCAACUGAAUGUAUUCAUAUUGUGGAAUAUUUAACAAAAAAAGGUGGUUGUGAUGCUAAUAAACAAAAUGAUUAUGGAUGGACAGCAGCUCAUUAUGCAUUAGCAACACGUAAUACUGAUUUAGCUUUAUUCUUACUUAAAGUUAUGGAUGAUGUUAAUGUUCCAACAUUUGAACGGCAUUUUGAUUAUCCAAGUCAAACACAUCUACUUCAUGUUGCAGCACAUAAAAAUGAUAGUUUAAGUGUACGUUUAUUAAUAAAAAAUUAUAAAGCUCGUAUAAAUGUUUUUGAUGAAGAUGGUUUAACACCAUUACAUAUAUGCUGUUACGAUGAUAAUAUUGAAGCAUUAAAAGCUUUAUUAGAAAAUGAUGCUGAUUUUCAAAAAGGUACACGUUUAAAUCCACUUGAAACACCUGUAUGUAUAUGUGUUAAAUAUCAAUAUGAUUCAUGUUUAAAAGCAUUAUUUGAUUUAACAACAAAUUUUAAUUGGAAACGUUAUUUUUCUCAAUUACCACGUUCACCAUUAUUAUGUGAUUUUCCUAGUAUAAAUGCUAUUGAAUUACUUGUUGAACAUUCACUUGAUAUAAAUGAAUGUGAUGAACAUGGUAAUACAUUUUUACAUUAUUUAGUUAAUAAAAAAGAAAUUGAUUAUGAUAAAUAUGUUGAAAAAUUAAUUGAAACAUCAGCUGAUUUUAAUCGACAAAAUUUACUUGGACGUACACCAUUUCUUGAUGCAUUAGAACAAAAUAAUUUUCAAUUACUUGCCGUUUUUCUUCGUCAUAUUGAAGUUACAAAUAUAAAUAUACUUGAUCCAUUUUUAAAUACAGCUUUACAUUAUUGCAAAUAUUUAGAUGAAAAAUUUAUUUAUGAUAGUGUUUUAACAUCAAAUCCAACAUCAUUAAAUGCACAAAAUCGUGAUGGACAAACACCAUUACAUGAUGCAAUUAUUUGUGAUAAUUAUUCAUUUGCACAAUAUCUUCUUCAACAUAAUUGCGAUGUUAGUUUAACAAAUAAAGAAGGAAAUACACCACUUCAUUUAGUUGCAAGAGAUGAUAAUAUACGAAUGUAUAAAUUAUUAAUGAAAUAUGCCCAAUUAGAUUUAACUAUAACAAAUCGUAUGGGUAAAACACCAUUACAUUUAGCAUGUGCAAAUGAAAAAGCUAAUGUUGCAGCUUUAUUAAUUAAUAAAAUGAAUACUGAACAAUUAAAUGCAUUAGAUAUACAAGGACGUACACCAAUACAUGAAUGUGCAGAGAAUAUUAAUGGUGUAUUAGCAAGAUAUUUAAUUCGUCAUGGUGCAGAUGAAAAUUCAAAAGAUAUACGAGGAAAUACAGUUUUACAUUUAACAGCAGAAAAAGGUAAUGUUGAAUUAGUUCGUACAUUAAUUAAAUCAUCAAAUGUUGAUAUUAAUCAAUUAAAUGCUGAUAAUCAAUCACCACUUAGUUUAGCUAUAUUAUAUAAUCAUGAUGAUGUUAGUAAACUUCUACUUAAUGAACAAAAAAUUCAUAUACAAUCAACUGAUUUAAAAAUGGCUAUGCAAAUGAAUAAUUAUGAAAUGGUACAAUUAUUACUUGAAAAAGAUCGAAAUUGUUUAAAUGUACGUUCUUCAACACAUGGUGAUAUGAUUAUUCAUACAUAUAUGAGAUUUAAUUUAAAUAAUUCGAUUUGUCUUGAAACAUUACUUUCAUUUAUUUCCGAUAAUGAAUUAUUAACAUAUUUAUCUGAAUGUAGUUUAACCAAUGGCGAUAAUUUACUUCAUAUAGCAGCUCGUGAAGAUACACCAAAUGCUUUAAAUUGUUUUCUUAAUAUAUCUCGUGUGAAAUUUUGGUUUUGGGCUAAUAUGAUGUUACGAAAAAAUAAUGAUGAUAAAACUCCAUUGGAAUUAGCUAAUGAUUUUAAACAUUAUGCUAUUAUUAAACAAAUUAAUUCAAAAUGGAAAGAAUCUUAUGAACAUUUAUCACAUUCAUUACGCGAUGGUCAUUGUGGUGUAUCAUCAACAGGUGUUACACAAGCUAAACGACAAUGUUUUCAUUGUCAACAAACAGGUUUCAUACAAACAACACAAGGACAUCUAAGACCAUGUGAAAAAUGCAAUAUUUGCUUAUAUAAAUCACUUGAUAAUAGUAUGCAAGUUUUUCUAGCUUUAUUAUUCAGUGAUGAAUCUAGUACAAUCGCACUUGAUAUAAUGGAUUCAUUAAUUGUUGUUAAUGAAGUACAAAAAGCUGUUCAUCUUUAUCUCGAUCAUAUCGAACCAUGGGAAGAAUUUGAUUCAAUUGAUUCGAAUGAUUCAUCAAAUCUUAUUGGUGAAUUAGUUAUGGCUUCUGAUAUACGAAAAAGUAAACUUAAAACACAAAAUAAAGAUAAAUCAAUAGCAAAUCCAUCAUCAAUUAAUAAAUUAGUAGCAUCAUCUCAAAUUAAUAAUCCUGCAAGUACACCUUUAUUAAAUGUUCCAUCUAACGUACCACGACCAUCAAUUACACAUAAAUUUCGACCAGAUGGUACAUUAAUGCGUCCAAUAACGCCAUUAGAAGCUAUUUAUUAUCAUGAACGUCUUGAUUUAAUAACUCAUCCACUUAUAAAAGGUUUAAUUAAAUGGAAAUGGGAUAAUUUUGCAUCACAACAUUUUUAUAUUGGUUUAGCACUUGAAGUAUUAUUUCUUAUAUCAUGGACAUGUAUUUCAUUAAUAACACCAUUUCCUAUUCGUUAUGUUUAUCGUUUUCCAUAUGAUAUAUGGCGUUGUAUACUAUGGGCAAUAAGUGUUGGUUUUCUUAUAUGGAAAAUAAUUCAAGAAAUGUUUGAUAUAACAUAUGCACGAUUACGUUAUGAAGAUUUUCUUAUUUGGGAAUCGGAACGAACCAAUACUCGAUUAGAUUUAAUGUCAAAAAAUACAUAUAAACCAAAUACAACAGGACAAUCAUCACAAUUAGAUGUGAAAAAAAUUGGUAGUGUAGCAAAAUUAAAUGAUGAUACUGGAGAAGUUGAACAUAUUGUUAUAAAUGAAUCUGCACCAAUCAUAUCAAAUAUACGUUCUCAUCAUUCUCAACAUCAUCCAUUACCACCGAAUAUACCAACAAUUAUCAAAGGUAAACCUAUUGAAACUCAAUUAAUACAACAAAUACCUGUUGAUAUAAUUGUUAAUUCAUCUGAUUCAUCGAAUAAUCCUUCGAGUAGUGUAAAAAGAAAAACAGUACCUGCACCUUCUGUUGAUAAUCCAUUUCUUUCAUCAUCAACAUCACCACGGCGAGCAUCGCGAAUUGCUCGAUUUGCUCGACGUUUUCGAGAUCGUGCAAGAACACGUAUUAAAUCUUAUUAUAUGUAUUAUUCAUUAAAUAAUUUAUUCGAUUGGAUUAUUUAUAUACUAUGCAUACUCACAACAGUAACACAUGGUAUUGAUAUAAGUGGACAUACAGUAAUACGUGCACGUAUACAUAUGUAUAUUGCAUCAGUUACUGUUAUAUGUUUAUGGUUUCGUUUCAUGGUCUUUUUUCGAACAAUAAUUAUAUCAGUAAAAUCAUUACGAUCAAAAUUAGUUGAAAUUAAAUUAGGUGAAUUAGUUAUAAUGGUUCGUAUGAUGUUUGAUGAUAUAAUACGAUUUUUAAUGGUAUUUCUUUUUCUUCUUGCACCAUAUGCAUUUGUUUUCUAUGCUGUUUUUGGUGGUCAACAAGUACUUCAUAGUGAUUAUGAGAAAUCUCAUGAAAUUUGUGAACAUGCAUUACUUAAUUGUGCAGUGAAUGAAUUACAAAUUCCUUAUGAUGGAAGUCCGGAUUCGUAUAGAAAUCGUGGUCAAUAUAUAUUUAAUGGUUCAUUAAGCGGUUUUGAUGAUGAAAAAUGUUCAAAUGCAACAUCGACAUGUCGGUUAAUUGAACCAAAUGGUUUUGAAUCAUUUUAUUCAUUAUUAUUUUCAAUUUUUCGUAUUGCAUUAGUUGAUGAUAUUCCAAUUGAUUCAUUUACUGCUAUUGAUCGUUAUUUUGCUUCAUUUGUUUGUGGUACAUAUUUAUUAUUUACAGCCAUAUUAUCUAUUAAUAUAUUUAUUGGUCUUAUAUCAAAUGCUUUACAAACGGAAGCAUUUUCAACUGUUGAAGCACGUUUUCUUCUUGAACGUGUUGAAGUUAUUUUAAAUUAUGAAUGGCGUUUAUCAAAACGUAAACGUUUACAAAAUCAAGAAGUUAUACAUCGAUAUUGUUCACCAUUACAAUUACAUUGGAAAGAUAUUAAUUUUGAUGUUUAUGGACAAUCACGUGAAGAACAACAAUCAAAAGCAUUAAUAACUGUUCGACAAACAAUUGAAAAACAAACUGUACAAUUUGAUACAUUUCGUAUUCAAUUACAACAAAAAUUUAAUGAUAUCGAUGCAACAUUAAAUAAAUUUCAUUCAUUACCUAAACAAUCAGUACAAUCAGAUAUUCAUCUACAAAAAUCAGAAUCAGCUACACCAAUUGCAUCAAGACGACCAUCUGUAUAUGUACCUGUAGAACAAUUAAUUGUACCUCAACAAAUCCCAACACCUGCAACAACAACAACAACAGUAGCAGUAACAAACAAUCAAACAAUAGUGAUGGAUGAAAUAGCUCGAUUAAGAGAAUUAAUAGAAGAAUCAAUUCUUGGACAAGUUGAUAGAAAUCAAACCGCUCCUCGAGUAGCACAUGGUUCAUUUAGUAAUGUUCCUACACCUCGUCGAUCAGCAGCAAAUAUACCAUCACGUCAACAAUUUCGUACUGGUACAUUAGCUUCAUUACAAGGAAAUAUUGAAUCUCAUAAUCAAUCGUCUACACAAGAUUUAGGUGAACGUGUAACUGAUUUACAAUUAGCUGUCAAUCGUCUUCAUCAGGAUGUUAGUGCUAUUCGACAAGUUGUUGAACGAAUGUCACCACUAUCAGCUAGUCUUAUUCUUGGUAGAACAGCUGGACUAAAAUAA
Messenger RNA from Adineta steineri, 6126 nucleotides. The record is from the annotation of a GenBank genome assembly. Lineage: Eukaryota; Metazoa; Rotifera; Eurotatoria; Adinetida; Adinetidae.